CUCGGCGCCCCGAGAAGGAGCUGGCGGGGAGCAGCCUCACCCGGGGCUCCCAGGGCCCGCCCUCACCCCCCGCAUCGCCACGGCCGACCACCAGGAGGGGAGGGGAGAGGAGGGUUGGGAGGGCGGCGCGUGCGCGGUCCGGGGCCCCCGGGGAGUGGGGGGGGCGCGGCGGCAGGUGCGCGGCGUGGACUACAAGUCCUAGCAGGCCAGGCCGCCCUGACCCGGCCCCCGCCGCCGCCUAAAGGCUACGGGAGCCGCAGCCGUCGGGUGGCCGCGGCUUUCGCUUUGCCGCCGCGGCUGGGAGGGCGGGAGCGGCAGACUCGGCGGCCGGCUCUACCGGCGUCCCGGCUCGGGCAGCGCCGAGGGGCGCUCCUGGUCCGGUUCUCUCGGCUCGGGGGUUCCUUGCCGAGGCGCACGCUCCCUGGGCUCCCCGCCUCGGCCGUCGCGGCCCCGAUGCGGAGGCAUGGAUAGAGCGGCGCUGCGCGCGGCGGCCAUAAGAGAGAAGAAGGAGGGCGGUGGCGGGGAUGAUGCGGCCGCCGCGGAGGGAGGCGCAGGGUCCGCGGCCAGGCGGGCUCUGCAGCAGCGCGGGAAGCUCCAGAAGCUCAUGGACAUCUCCAGCAGGAGAUACGGACCCUGGAGUUUGCGGGGCCGCAGGACUCGUUGUCCCAGUGAGUCACAAGCUGGACUUUUCCCCGUGUGACUUAGCCGAGCACCCGUGGGCCGGGAUGACGGAGGAGGUUCCCCUGAAGCGUGAUCGCAGGCCUGCCGUCCCCUGUUCCCCUCACGCCCCAGACGCCGUCCUGUCCCUGCCUUUCCUCUUCUCCCAGGUCUUGUCUGCUGCCUUUUCGAAAAGUGUUGCUGAAACUGCAUUUUUGCUAUUCGGGCGUUUGGUGCUUUGCUUUCAUGUUGCCACGGAGGCUUGCUGCUUAAAAUGUAUUAAUAAUUAUCCGCUGACUCCCCCUGCUUCCCCGCAAAGACUGGAUUUUGGCUUAGGAAAGAUUAUGCUGGGAAGCAAGCCUUUGGUGGGAAGAUGACACUGUUUAAGGGGUUCUUUUGGAGACAGUCUGGAGUGUAAAGAAGAAAUAAGAUAUGCAGGCCUUCCUCUCUCAAAUUAUAGCUGGGAAGUAUUAGAAGGAUUUGGAAAAACCAGCCCGAGGGUUGUUGGGGCACCCUGUCCAUACACAAAUGAGGGCAACUAGUGGAUUCCGAAUGUGAUUCUGGCCAGGGAUGGGGCGGUGAAACAUCAGACCAGUUAAUAGAUGCCUCGUCUUGAAGAAGGAACUUCUCACCAUCUUGCCCUGUCACAUCUGGCCUCCUGCAGGUCUGGGGAUGUUUUGUUUUAUUAGAUCCUCAAUUUCUCUUCCCCCUAAGCCCUCCUCCCGCCCCUUAUUGCUAAUUGCCUCUGCCAGGUGUCAUAAGGCCCUCUGUGAUUGUGGUAAUUAUUACAAGACCAAUCCUUCCUCCAGGCAUGCCACGAGCCUGAAUCCUUGUUUGAUCCCAAAUUCUCUGGGGUGACUCUCCCUCAGUUUUAUUUUCCUAAAAGCUAUAAAACCACAGGACAUUGGACGAAUACACUCAGUGCUGGGUAUUAUUGUUUUUUAUUACAGUUGGCUAAAGCUGUACUGACCAAGGCUUUGCUUAAAAAACAAACAAAACCCCCUACAACCGGCCUUUCUGCAUGCAUGCUG
Symphalangus syndactylus (siamang) is the source of this 1688-nucleotide messenger RNA. RefSeq names its product kinase suppressor of Ras 1-like. NCBI's taxonomy places the organism in Eukaryota, Metazoa, Chordata, Mammalia, Primates, Hylobatidae. The record is from RefSeq and is a predicted model, not a curated record.